UUUAGGAGAAAUUGACAACACCUUAGAUUGGUGAAUUUGAACAUGUCAAAGUACUUCCUCUCGCUUUUCAUCCUAGGAUGGAUGUUAACCGAUGUGUUGGGUAAUCCUUGUGAAGGAAUCAAUAGUGGUUUUGUGGCUCACGCAGAUUGCACUCGAUAUUAUUCUUGUGUAAAUGGCGUUGCAUUUGAAAUGCAAUGCCCGGCGGUAUUUCCUAUCUUCAGACCUGAUACACAAAUGUGCGACUCCGGCAGUCCAGAUGAAUGCGUCGUGUGCCCAGCAGAGGGUCUUGCUAGAUUUCCUGUAGCGGGUUCCUGCACAAGAUUCAUCCUAUGUGUGAAUGGUAUCCAAAGUCUGCACGAGUGUCUCAACGGAUUAGUGUUUGACCAAACCAUCAGUGAAUGUAAUCUAGCUGAAAAUGCUCCUCCCUGCGUAGAAGUUACAUGUCCGGCCAAUGACGAUCCUGCGAAUCCAACCUUCAUCCGUCACCCAACCAAUUGUAGACAAUACUUUAUCUGUGUAGCGGGUACCCCUAUCCAGCAGGAAUGUCCCCCUAAUACGGCCUUCAAUCCUACAACCAACGUCUGCGAUCUAGAAUCCAAUGUUCAGUGCCCAGCGACAUUGCGAACCAAGGCGACCUUCCUUUCCCUGGUAUCCAAAACGUCAUCGAAAGCCAAUAACAGGUGUAUCGGAAAUAAAGGAAUUAUCAAUGUACCUGAUCCAGAUGAUUGUUCCCGUUAUUACAUGUGCAUGAAUGAUAAUUCGUUCUCUGUAGAAUGCAGCAAAGGAAUGGUUUUCGAUUCCAAAACUAACAAGUGUGGGAAUGCAGACUCUUCAAUCUGCAUAAAGGACGUAACGUACACUAUAAAUCCAUGUGCAGGAAACAAAGGUAUGAAGUAUAAACCACACGCUACUGAAUGUGAAAUGUACCACAUGUGUAUGGGCGACAAAGUAUACGAUUUGACUUGCCCGGCUGGUAAACUUUACGAUAGUGCAAAGGGCAAAUGUGAAUCUGCGUCUUCCGUUACCUGCUUGACUGAGCAAUCUGAUGAUUUGCUUCCUCCAAAUCCGUGUAAAGGAAACGUUGGAACUAAACGCGUACCUGAUUAUUCCGAUUGUACGUCAUUUUUCAUUUGUGUUCAUGAACAGUUCUUCAGGCAGACUUGUGCCAUUCCACUUAUUUUCGAUGUGUUGACUAACGAUUGCAACCGUCCGGAAGUUUCCGUAUGUACAAUUGACGUUGUGACUCCGCCAGUAGCGACCACUUUAGCACCCACAUUAGCUCCUCCCUCCACGGAUUUACCAAUUGAUGAUGAUGGAAUUACCGGAGAUGACAUCAUCAUUCCAACGGCACCAACAGCAGCUCCGACAGUGGGACCUACUGCUGCUCCAACUGUUAUCCCUACAAACAUACCUGAAGCACCUACACCUGCUCCAACCCCUGCUCCGAUACCUACUGCUCCAACUCCAGCUCCCACUCUAGCACCAACGCAAGCCCCAACGCAAGCACCAACACCCGCUCCUGCCCCUGUUACUACUGUAGCACCAGUUCCUGCUCCAACAACCCUCGCUCCCGCACCGACCCCAGCACCAUCAAAUCCACCGGGACCAUACUGUACCCCUGGAUUAGUAUUCUAUCAUCCUCACCCAGAUUGCGCAAAGUUCUAUCGCUGUGUCUACGGAAAUUUGUUCGUGAUAGAUUGUCCCAGGAACCAGUACUGGAACCAGGCUCAGGAGUACUGCGAUCACAUCUGGAAUGUGAGUUGCCAUUCGCAGUAGAAUGCUCAUGAUAUUUCAAGUGUCAUUUCAAAGCACAUAGCAUCUAAAGCACCUUUGCCCACCCUGAAUGCUUUCACGUAGCUCAACCAAAACGGUCAGAUGACAGAUGACAUACGUAUCACUAGUAUUAGUUGUAAAUCACCCUCAAUAGUUUUUAUACGUUAUUAAUAAAAGUUGAUGUUCUGGAA
This is a messenger RNA of Ochlerotatus camptorhynchus, 1964 nucleotides long. RefSeq lists its product as uncharacterized. Gene Ontology annotation, cellular component: extracellular region. Gene Ontology annotation, molecular function: chitin binding. The record is from RefSeq and is a predicted model, not a curated record. The transcript has 3 exons. The coding region runs from base 43 to 1776 and encodes 577 amino acids. Lineage: Eukaryota; Metazoa; Arthropoda; Insecta; Diptera; Culicidae.